This is a messenger RNA of Gallus gallus (chicken), 4815 nucleotides long. It is a transcript of the gene LHX6, whose product is annotated as LIM homeobox 6. Lineage: Eukaryota; Metazoa; Chordata; Aves; Galliformes; Phasianidae. Gene Ontology annotation, molecular function: DNA-binding transcription factor activity, RNA polymerase II-specific; RNA polymerase II transcription regulatory region sequence-specific DNA binding. The coding region runs from base 17 to 1258 and encodes 413 amino acids. The record is from RefSeq and is a predicted model, not a curated record. Gene Ontology annotation, biological process: regulation of transcription by RNA polymerase II; neuron differentiation; forebrain neuron development. The transcript is spliced from 10 exons. Gene Ontology annotation, cellular component: nucleus.
GGGGCGCGCCCGCCCCAUGCUCCGGAGCCAUGAGGGCGGGCAGCCCCGGGGCCCCGGCCGCGGCGCCCCGGCCGGCACCGAGGCGGGCAAGGCGGUUUAUAUAGGGUGCCCCGCGCUCGCCCGGCGCAUGGAGCCGCAGCCGCCCUCUCCCGCUCUCUCCCGCAAGGUGAUGCCGCCGGAGCCGCUGCCCAAAGCGACCGCCCGCUGCCUCGACCCGCACGGCCGCGCCAUGUCGCAGCCCGACGGGGAGCCGCUGCCCGCAGCCCUGGAGAAGGAGGACGCCCGCUCGGCGCCCAGCACCCCCUCCACGCCGUCCGUCUGCUCCCCGCCGUCCUCCUCCUCCUCCUCCACGCCGUCGGCCGGCAAGAACGUGUGCUCCAGCUGCGGGCUGGAGAUCCUCGACCGGUACCUGCUGAAGGUGAACAACCUCAUCUGGCACGUCCGCUGCCUCGAGUGCUCCGUGUGCCGCACCUCGCUGCGGCAGCAGCACAGCUGCUACAUCAAGAACAAGGAGAUCUUCUGCAAGAUGGACUACUUCAGCCGCUUCGGUACCAAAUGUGCCCGCUGCGGCCGGCAGAUCUACGCCAGUGAUUGGGUGCGGCGGGCGCGCGGCAAUGCCUACCACCUGGCCUGCUUUGCCUGCUUCUCCUGCAAGAGGCAGCUCUCCACGGGCGAGGAGUUCGGCUUGGUGGAGGAAAAGGUGCUGUGCCGGAUCCACUACGACACCAUGAUAGAGAACCUCAAGCGGGCAGCAGAAAAUGGCAAUGGGAUCACACUGGAGGGGGCCGUGCCCUCAGAGCAGGACAGCCAGCCAAAGCCAGCCAAAAGGGCCCGCACCUCCUUCACCGCUGAGCAGCUGCAGGUCAUGCAGGCACAGUUUGCUCAGGACAACAACCCCGAUGCACAAACGCUUCAGAAACUCGCAGACAUGACGGGGCUGAGUCGGAGAGUCAUUCAGGUUUGGUUCCAAAACUGCCGAGCCCGCCAUAAAAAACACACUCCCCAGCACACGGUGCCGCCCUCGGGGCCUCCCCCGCCCCGCAUCCCCUCCUCCCUCGCCGAGGACAUCCACUAUUCGCCCUUCAGCAGCCCGGAGAGGGCCCGCAUGGUGACGCUGCAUGGAUACAUUGAGAGUCAGGUACAGUGUGGACAAGUGCACUGUAGACUUCCCUACACGGCUCCUCCAGUGCACCUCAAAGCAGACAUGGAAGGACCGCUAUCAAAUAGGGGUGAGAAGGUCAUCCUCUUUCAGUACUGACUCCACAAGCUCUUCCUCGCCUACCCAUGGCGCUCCCAGCACCACUGCCCCUCAGCCGCUGAAAUGCAGUGUCCAGCCCAAGGCAACUGUUCUCAGUCAUGCAGGAGAAACUCAGAUUCGGCGUUCUCGGUUAUUCCCAUUGACCAGCAUCUAACAUCCGCUCUUAUUUCUCCAGCAACACUCUGUGUAUGUGUGUGUCGAGUGCAGAGUUGCAUUUUUCACUUGUUUCUUGUGGACUUGUAGAAUGACAGUGAGUCUCUCCAAGACAAUGCCAGACACAGCCCAAAUGAGUGACUCUGCUGUGCUUACAAACCUUGCUCCCCUGCUGUGGGAAUACGAACACAUCAGUACAUGCUGAGUCAUGGGGGGUUGGAUGAUCACCCACGAAUAUAAAGAAAGGAGGAAUUUACGCGGUUUGGCCUGAUUCUCUUUUUGCACCAGUGAAGCACUGUUGGUUCCCGGACAUCCCUCCUUAUUUACACUUGCAUGUGUGAGACUUGAAAUGGGCUCUGGCUCAGCAACUCAGUGUACACGGAGGACUCCUGAGCCAAAGUCACAGGUAGCUGUGACUCCACUAAGUGGAAAACACGAUGCCAGCUGGAAAUAGGCAGUUUUUCUUCCUCCUCAAAGUGCUUUAGAAUCACAUGUCCUUUGAUCACUCUGUAAGGUAAGUAAAUCUUAGCGUUCCCCCCAUUUUAUAGGAGGGGAUAUGGAGAUGUCCCGAACCGAAAGGAGCGGUAGGGCUGGUCGGUGGCAGAGCCAGGCUUGGCACUCUGAAGGUUUUAAUUGCUGACUUAUUCUCAGAGCACCGACUGUCUCUCUCCUCUCACAGCCAUUUGCCAAAUCUUUUUUUUUAUUAUUAUUCUCAUUCUUUAUUAACAAGCUACUUUAUUUCCUUUGAGUCAUGUUGGGUGACAAAUGGGUGAUUUGUGAAUGUACCUACACCAAACUCUUAGAUGCUCCAUACACUGGGACUGAGAAAUCCUUAAGGGAAGCUCACCAGUAGAUGUGUAGAAAUGACUUGCUCUGGCGUGGACCCCAGGAGAGGGGCCCGGCACCGGGCUCAGUUAGUGAGAAGAGCAGGGAGGGACCGGGGAGCAGCCAGGAAAAGUGCUGCCAUCAGUGAGGCUGGCAGGCAGCGAGGCGAUGCGUGUUCCUCCACCUGGCAGCUCCUGCUCACCCCUACCCCUUACCAGAGCACAGCAGCCGCUCCUGCCAGGUCCCUGGAUGGAGGCAUGAUCCUGACUGGCUGUACACAGAGGAGCAGGCGUGUGGGGCUCACCCUUGGGGCAGUCUCAUGGCAACAACAAAGGAAGUACUCGGCCGUCUGGCCGCAGAUCAGGAAAAAAGCUCUGAAAUGAUACUUCAUUGAUGGUAAUAACAAAAAGUAAACAGCUAGCAUUUGCCAGCCCUUCUCAGCUUGCACUGAGCCAAGAGCAGGUCGCUAACAAAGCCCCUCUCCACGGGAACGCAUGAGUCUGCCUUGCUGCUAACUUUCAGGAGGCAGCAUUUCCGAGAAUGUGAAAGCCUGUGAUGAGCCACAGUCAGUGCGUAACGUGACUGAGCUGUGCCUGAGGAGCAGAAGACAGGAAUCUACCAGUUAUGUAACUUGUUUUUAAUUCGAGCCGUAGAUACUCGUGUUUUUCUCUCUGGAGAUUAAUCUCCAGCAUCAGCCCCGCGUGGUGAGCUGGUGGCACCCGCACGGUGCUCUCAGCAGUCACACUGCAUCUGCUGGGCGGGCACCAAGGGCUCCCAGUUGGAGAAAUAGCUGAACACCAGCACACGUCGAUAUCUUGAAACAAAUACAUACACACACCUCUGUGCGCGUGUGUGUGUAUGUAUGUAAAAGAGAGAGUGCUGUAAUAUUUGGACAGCUAGGCCAGUGUUCUAAUUGCAGCCAGCAGCUAGCAGAUCUAUCCUCAGUCUGAAAUAACAUUUGGAAGGAGAGAGGAAAUUAGGUCCACGAAGUGUUAUUGUCACCAUCUGACAUGUGAAUAUCCACUCCCAGGGAGUGCCCAAACACACCCCUGUGCAUGGCCUGGCAGGAGGCACUGCUCCCCAGCAUCUCUGUGCAGGAGCAGCCCCAGGGUGCUGGCGUUUGUGUCCCUUCUCCCUGUCCACUGGGGUGAGCACAGGCCCAGCACACCUCCAUGGGCUGUGAGCAGAGCUCUCUGCUUCCUGCAGCUGUGAGGCUGCACGUCACUGUGUGUGCACAGCACAGCCGGGAGAGCUGCUGGUUCGGGGGUCACCAGGGCCCCACUCCUCCUCCAUUUGAGCUUGGGCGUUCGAGUGAUUGUUUUGCUGUGGAAUUAGAGCUGUAAGCGAAUGGGUGGCCAUCCAACGUGAGGCUGAGGGAGAGACCUCAGGCUGUGACGUGACCUGACGGGCCGCAGUACUUGAGGUUCCCACAACUGUUUUGUUGAGGGAGAAAGCGGUCUCUUGUAUUUAUCUUCUGUCUCAGCAGUGCCAUGAAAGGGAGGCUGUUAAAUACGUAUCUGCUAACUAUCAGCUGAGUUACCGAUCGCAAACCACUUGUGAGUCGUACUGUACAUCCGAGGUCUGUGAUGGACACCGCUGUCGGGAGCGGCUGUGAUGUGGGCUGGGGCAGGCGGGGAGGGUCGCUGUGCAGCACGGGCCGAGGGCAGCUUCCCCCAGGUAGCCAGGAGCAGCUUUGCUAAUUCAGAAAUCAGGCUCUGUUUAUAUUAAGCCCAAAUUGUUUGCAAAAACUGGAAGCAAUUCAGCUUGUGCAGUUUUAGAGCUAAUUAUGUGUAUGGAAAAUACUCAACUGUACCAAGAAUGUAAGAAAUCCUCUAAUUUAUUCAAUACAUUGUUUCACGAUCUAUUUCACGCUGACUGUUGCCACUGAACCAAACCUUAUCUCAGGUCAUUUGCAUUCAUCUCCUGUCUGUAGAUUAAAAGCAAAAAAUAAAGUAAAAUCAUUCUCAUUUUCUUAGUUUAUUCAGUAAUUGCCAAAUGGGUUCUGGUGCAGCAGUGCAGACUCCACGUAACAAACUUCUGCAGUUGCUAUUCCCAAAAACUUCUGCAGACAAAAAUGCAGCGUAGACAGGCAGCGAAAGGCUUUUCACUCGAGUUGAAUAAGGUAACUAAAUACGGUGAGGGUCUGAAAGAGGAACGGUUUACAAUUAUUACCAGUUCUUUUUUAUUUUGGCUCAUGCUGGUUAACCCCAAUGCCCAGCUAAAGGUGCUUACACAACUCACUGGUUGACGGGGAGCGGGACUCAAUCCUGCACUGCUAUCAGUGAUACAUCUGUAGGAUGCCAACUAUAGACACAUCGGUUUUGUUUCAUCAGCCAAUCAUUUUGUUGUAGCAUGUUGCAAUUAUGCAUGUCUUGGCUACAAUGGUUAAAAAUUCUCUGAACGAGUGGACAGUCAAGACUAAUAUUUAUUUUAAAAAUUAAAACUAAAUUGUAAGCACUUUUUUGUAAAACCGAUGUCUGUUUUGUUACAUACUUUUAAUGUUGUGCUUUGUAAAUGUCUUAUUUGUGUAAUAAAUAAAGUUAAUGCAAGUAGAAGUGCUGGCACUUACAUCCAGAAAA